Molecule: messenger RNA, 792 nt
Organism: Geodia barretti
Lineage: Eukaryota; Metazoa; Porifera; Demospongiae; Tetractinellida; Geodiidae
Source: the annotation of a GenBank genome assembly
ACCAAUUAUCACAUUUGUAGCAUACAAUUUGUCCAUAUUACACAAUUAAUAAUAUACAGGCUGAUAAUGUCUGAUAAACAUGUGUCUUGGCCACUAAGUCCCACUUGUUUUGUCCACAGCUGUUUGAGAUGUUUACUAAGACAUUUAGCAAUCACUUGGAUGAAUUGUCUGGUGGCCUGAUCCACAUUGACUAUGUGGAAACCUUUUCAACUGAGGACGGAAUGGAUCGAAUCAUCAGGCACCUCACGACUAGCAAAAUCAGGACCUUUGUUGCUCUCACGGGGCCUCAAGAUGCCGUCAAGAUGAUCUGCAGGGCCAGUCACAGUGCCUUGACCGGUUCAGGAUUUGUCUGGAUUCUACCAGGAUACAGUGACGCUAACUGGUGGAGGAAACUGCAACAUACCUGCAACUGCACGGAGGACGAGCUAGAGUCAGCCCUGGAAACAACGCUCUUUUUCGUUCCUACAAAACACCCAUUAUUUACACAGAAGACCAGGCCCACCAUCCCAGGGGUUUAUGCAGGAAUUAUUGGAUGUAACGAUGAGUAUUUACAAUCUCUCGGACAAUUCUGAUAUUUCUGGAGCCCUCGUUCACUCUCACGCUACAAGUGCCUAUGAUGCAGUGUGGACCAUAGCCAGUGCCUGGGACCGUGUCCUGACCUCACUAGACUGUGAGAUGAAGCCUCAAAACGUCACCGACCGACUGGAAUCAGCUCUGGAAGACAUUUCUGUGAGUACAUUUAGUUCUUUAAGUCGUGAAUCAUGAACAUUUGAACUGUAAUCCUUUGGUAGU